AUGCCGAGCAGUACAGUUUUGAACAUCCUUUUGGGAGUCUUCUUGGUGGUAGUGGUAGCAUACUUUGAGUGGAAAAGGAACCAAAAAAGCGUCCCUUCUCCUGCUGCGAUUGCUGCUGAUAAGAUUUCUCCAGUUGAUCCGCUGUGGAAAUGGGACCUGGCACCUCCGUUUCCCAUAAGGCCAUUUGUCAACAAGAGGAACUUCAACAUAUCCAUGGGGAUCAGAAAUCUUUCGAAGACCCCUGAAGAGUGGCUUCUUAUCGAGGAUACUUAUUUGGAGCAAACCAGAUUGAGGAAAAAAUACUCGAAGGAGUACCCCGACAAAACUACUCUUGCGUACAAUAACUCCAUUACUACACUGGCCAUUCGUGAAUUUUACGACAUAGUCAUCAACUUUCUUUUGAAAAGAUACCCACAGUACUUUGUGGCUACCAAGCUGGGUGGGGUCCAGAAUGCCAUCUCUGGAGAAAGCUUCCCUAGGUCCUCCAACAACCAAUCACCCCAAGACUUGGUGAAGUACCUUGCCUACCUCAUAGAAGAAGAUUUUUUGAUUCUUAUUAAGGAUGAGCCCACAAACCCCGAAGCUGAGUAUAUUCUUCGUGCCUCGGUGACUGGGUUUCCUGCUGGGUUCGAUCCUAGUGUCAACCACAAUCAACCAAUCUCUUUCAUCCAUGAGCCAGUGCCCCAGUAUGAAAAUAGAUUGAAGAGCCUGAUGCACAAUUUCUUUAAUAAAUUGCAACCCAAAGACCUUUGGGUAAGGCACAAUUGGUCUAUACAGACCCACAAGUCAUACUUCUCGCUUGGAUCUAAUCACGGCAGAGAAGGUGAGAUAAUCAAAGAAUUAGAAUUCUCAGAGAUCGACUUUGAGAAUGCAUGUUUCUUGAGAGUCGAGAGGCAAUGCUUGACCAGAUUGCCUCGUCUGAGAGCUGAUAUCAUGACUGUCAGAACUUACUUAACUCCCCUUGCUAAGGUCAAAGAGGAGGGAUUGGGACCAGAAUUGAUCAAGGCCAUUGAUCUGUUACCAGAUUAUUUGGCGUUUUACAAGAAAAGAGGUGCGUGGGGUAAAGCUGUCAAGCAAUAUUUAUCCGAAUAA
Molecule: messenger RNA, 1092 nt
Organism: Suhomyces tanzawaensis NRRL Y-17324
Lineage: Eukaryota; Fungi; Ascomycota; Pichiomycetes; Serinales; Debaryomycetaceae
Exons: 1
Coding region: 1-1092 (363 amino acids)
Source: RefSeq, a predicted model, not a curated record